UGAAAUACCAGGUUCUGCGGAUGGUGCAUGAUGGCAGCUGUUGGGAAAGCAGGUCCGAGAAGGCACAAGGUGUCGUUGCUCUGUCGAUUCUUGUCAUCUUCUCGGUAACGUUGGGAGAGCUUAAAUGGCUGCUGUAUCCUUGGAUGGUAAAUGUUUUCCGUGUAACUGCUAGUCGUUUUAGAGGUGCUCGUGUGACACCAUAGCUCUGUGCUUGAUAAAGCAUCUCUGUAGCUUCAUGCCCUUAGUCUUUGCUUGCAAGCAGGAAGCAGUGACUGUAAUUUAAUAUGAAAAUGUCUCUCUUCCAGGUCAGAGCGGAGCAGGAAAUAACUGGGCAAAGGGCCACUAUACUGAAGGUGCUGAAUUAGUUGAUUCAGUGUUAGAUGUUGUAAGAAAGGAGGCAGAAAGCUGUGAUUGUCUCCAGGGCUUUCAGCUUACUCACUCUCUUGGUGGUGGCACUGGCUCUGGCAUGGGUACCCUCCUAAUCAGCAAAAUUCGUGAGGAGUACCCAGACCGAAUUAUGAACACUUUCAGUGUUGUACCCUCCCCUAAAGUAUCAGAUACUGUAGUAGAGCCCUACAAUGCAACACUUUCUGUGCACCAGCUCGUGGAGAACACAGAUGAAACAUACUGUAUUGACAAUGAAGCACUCUAUGACAUAUGCUUCAGAACGCUGAAGUUAACUACUCCAACAUACGGUGAUCUGAACCAUUUAGUGUCAGCAACCAUGAGCGGUGUUACCACCUGCCUGCGUUUCCCAGGCCAGCUUAAUGCUGACUUGCGUAAGCUAGCAGUUAACAUGGUUCCCUUUCCCCGUUUGCACUUUUUCAUGCCUGGUUUUGCCCCGCUCACAAGCCGUGGGAGCCAGCAGUACCGCGCUUUAACUGUACCAGAGCUAACGCAGCAGAUGUUCGAUGCGAAAAAUAUGAUGGCGGCAUGUGACCCACGUCAUGGCCGCUAUCUCACAGUAGCUGCUGUUUUCAGAGGGCGCAUGUCAAUGAAAGAGGUUGACGAGCAAAUGCUUAAUGUGCAAAACAAAAAUAGCAGCUAUUUUGUUGAAUGGAUUCCCAAUAACGUUAAAACAGCGGUCUGUGACAUUCCACCUCGUGGCCUGAAAAUGUCUGCCACGUUUAUUGGUAACAGUACGGCUAUCCAGGAGCUCUUUAAACGCAUUUCUGAACAAUUUACCGCUAUGUUCCGCCGGAAGGCUUUCUUGCAUUGGUAUACUGGUGAGGGCAUGGAUGAGAUGGAAUUCACAGAAGCUGAGAGCAAUAUGAACGACCUGGUGUCUGAGUAUCAGCAGUACCAGGAUGCUACAGCUGAGGAAGAGGGGGAGUUUGAAGAGGAGGCUGAGGAAGAGGCAGAAUAAAACCUAUGCAAAUGAACACCUGUAAAUUUUGUUUAAAGCUGUAUGAACUCUUUCAUUCAAAACUUCUCUUGUCUGUGUUGUGUUCCUCUUCCUGUUUCAAAGUCACUUCAAAUGCUGUACAGGCAUCAUUAAAGUUUUUUUCGCAGUGCA
Struthio camelus australis is the source of this 1516-nucleotide messenger RNA. The record is from RefSeq and is a predicted model, not a curated record. NCBI's taxonomy places the organism in Eukaryota, Metazoa, Chordata, Aves, Struthioniformes, Struthionidae.